Messenger RNA from Ylistrum balloti, 1137 nucleotides. Its product is annotated as putative nuclease HARBI1. Bases 1 to 1137 code for a protein of 378 amino acids. The transcript has 2 exons. Lineage: Eukaryota; Metazoa; Mollusca; Bivalvia; Pectinida; Pectinidae. The record is from RefSeq and is a predicted model, not a curated record.
AUGGCCGCCACCAACACGGUUAUAUGCUGUGUUAUUGCCAACGACAUUCUUGAAGACGAUGAUGAUGAUGAUGAUUAUGUGGAUAUGUUAUUGAUGCAAGCUUUGAUGAGAGAUGACAGAGCCAAAUGCAAGAACUAUUUUGAAUAUACGAUUCCAAAAUAUCUACCAGACACAUUCAAACGGUUUUUUAAAGUUAACAGACAAACUGUACAGAGUUUAUGUGAGUUGUUGUCAGUUUGUCCAGAACUACUACAAAGAAUUGUCUCAGGCGGAAGAGAAGAGAUCGCACUAGAAAAGAAAGUGCUUAUGACACUUCGCUAUUUGGCUUCACCUGAGACCCUUCAUGCAUUAAGUGACAAGUUUGGUGUGACAGAGUAUGCUUUUCUCAAGUCAAAAAGACAAGUAGUUUCAGCCAUCAAUAAUCACUUAUUAAAGAGGUUUAUCAGGUGGGCAUCUCGUCAUGAAUUGCCUAACAUAGCAACAGAGUUUAAUGAUGCUGGACUUAAAGAUUUCCCCGGAAUUGUUGGAGCCAUAGAUGGAUCACAUAUAGCCAUAGAGUCUCCACAAGAAAAUCCACAAUCCUAUUUCAAUAGGAAAAGAUUUGCCUCCUUUAUAUUGCAAGCAGUUUGUUUAUAUGACCUGACUUUCACAGAUAUAUGUGUGGGGUGGCCAGGACGAGUCCAUGAUGCUAAAGUUUUCGGCAAGUCAGCUUUGUACAAUUUCGGAUUCCAGAAGUGUGAGAAUGGCAUUUACCACAUCAUAGGUGAUGCCGCCUAUCCCCUCAAGGAAUGGGUUCUUACCCCUUACAGAGAUAGAGGGCACCUGUCUCCUCAAGAGAUUCGUUACAACACUUGUCUGUCCUCAAAAAGACAAGCUAUUGAGAGAGCAUUUGCCUUAUUAAAAGGAAGAUUCAGGAGACUGAAGUAUAUUAACAUUAAAUCUGUGCAAGAAAUAUGUGAGACCAUCUCCGCCGCAUGUGUACUUCACAACAUAUGCAUCAUUGAAAAGGAUGGUGUGGAUAUUGAUGAUGUUGACCAAGAUGACAAGUAUGAACAGCCACUUGUUCCAUUUCCAGCAUUACAGAAUGAUGCACGAGGCAACCUCAAAAGGAUCAGAAUUACAAAUCAGUUACGUUAA